Messenger RNA from Rubroshorea leprosula, 3138 nucleotides. NCBI's taxonomy places the organism in Eukaryota, Viridiplantae, Streptophyta, Magnoliopsida, Malvales, Dipterocarpaceae. The record is from the annotation of a GenBank genome assembly.
AAAUUCCGAUGCCAUUCCUCAGUAGAUAAGGAGGAAUUUCUCAAUUCUCUGAAUUAUCCGUCCGAUUCCUUGAUUUUCUCCGAUGGCUGGUGCGUCGCUGAUGGACACCCUUUUCCAGCGGACUCUGGAGGACCUAAUCAAGGGCCUGAGGCAGCAGCUGAUCGGAGAGCCUGCCUUCAUCUCCAAGGCUAUGGAGGAAAUCAGACGAGAGAUCAAAUCCACUGACCUCUCCAUCAAGUCCACCGCCCUCCUCAAGCUCUCCUACCUUAGCUCCCUCCACUUCUACGACAUGUCCUUCGCGGACUUCCACGCCCUCGAGGUCCUCUCCUCCCCUCGCUUUGCCCACAAGAAGAUCGCCUACCACGCCAUCUCUCUUUGCUUCCACGAUACCACCCCUGUGCUCCUUCUCAUCACCAACCAUCUCCGCAAGGAUCUUACCAGCACCAAUGAGUAUGAAGUAAGUUUAUCUCUACAAUGCUUGUCGAAAAUUGCUAAUGUCGAUCUUGCUAGGGAUUUGACUCCGGAGAUUUUCACUUUGUUAUCUAGUAGUAAAGUUCAUGUCCGCAAGCAGGCCAUAGGUGUAGUUUUGAGGGUUUUUGAGAAGUACCCAGAUGCUGUUAGGGUGUGUUUCAAGCGUUUGGUAGAGAAUUUAGAGAGUUCUGAUCCCCAGAUUGUGUCUGCAAUUGUGGGGGUCUUUUGUGAGCUUGCAUCCAAGGACCCCAGGUCUUACCUUCCUCUGGCACCUGAGUUUUAUAGGAUUUUGGUGGAUUCUAGGAACAAUUGGGUUUUGAUUAAGGUGUUGAAGAUUUUCGCGCAGUUGGCUCCAUUAGAACCGAGGUUGGCUAAAAGGGUUGUUGAGCCGAUUUGUGAUUAUAUGAGAAGGACUGUAGCUAAAUCCUUAUUGUUUGAAUGUGUUAGGACUGUUGUAAGUGGUUUGAGUGACUACGAGUCUGCUAUGAAACUUGCAGUUGUAAAAAUCCGGGAGUUUUUGUUGGAUGAUGAUCCAAAUCUUAAGUAUCUUGGGCUGCAAGCGCUUUCCACUGUUGCACAGAAGCACUUGUGGGCAGUUUUGGAGAAUAAGGAGAUUGUGAUUAAGUCAUUAAGUGAUGUGGAUCCUACUAUUAAAGUUGAGUCAUUGCGCCUUGUGAUGGAAAUGGUGUCUGAGACUAAUGUGGCUGAAAUUUCAAAGGUUUUGCUCAAUUAUGCACUUAAAUCUGACCCUGAGUUUUGCAAUUGGAUUAUUGGAUCCAUUUUAUCAACGUGUUCUGGAAAUGUGUAUGGGAUGAUUGUUGACUUUGAUUGGUAUGCAUCACUUCUUGGGGAAAUGUCAAGAAUCCCACAUUGCCAGAAGGGAGAAGAAAUUGAAAAUCAGCUAAUUGACAUUGGCUUGAGGGUCAGGGACGUUAGGCCACAACUUGUUCAUGUUGGCCGUGAUCUGCUGAUUGAUCCUGCUUUACUUGGUAAUCCAUUCUUGCACAGAAUAUUAUCUGCUGCUGCUUGGGUGUCUGGGGAAUAUGUUGAGUUUUCAAGGAACCCAUUUGAACUUGUGGAAGCUUUAUUGCAACCUCGCACCAGUUUGUUGCCACCUGCUAUUAGAGCAAUAUAUAUUCAGUCUGCCUUUAAAGUGUUAACAUUUUGUCUGCUUACUUACCUUUUGCAAAGGGAAAGUACUGCUUCUUCCUCAUGGCCUGAUAAUUUGCAGUCAGGAGUUCCAUCAUCUGAUUUGUAUGAAUCACUGGCAGAUCUCUCAGUGGGAAAUGGUGCAAGUGCAACUGUUACUCCUGGGGAGGUAUCUCCAUCUGCUUCUCUGGAGAAAAACAAUUUCUCACAUGAAUCUAUUGUAAACCUGUUGAACGUGGUUGAAUUGGCCUUAAGCCCACUCUCUGGAAGUCAUGAUGUGGAAAUACUGGAGAGAGCACUGAAUGUACUUGGUUUUAUUGAUUUAAUAAAGGAAAAAGUGCUUAAUUCUUCAGCUCAUAAGGAAAAUAGUUCUGAAGGGAAAGAAGUGGAGGUGGCUGAAAUUGUACAACUGAUGCAUGAUGCCUUUUCUGAGGAGCUUGGUCCUGUGUCAGUAAGUGCCCAGGAAAGAGUUCCUCUACCAGAUGGGUUAAUCCUUAAGGAGAAUCUAAUUGACUUGGAAGCUAUUUGUGGUGAUAUAGGACUACCUUCACCAAACUCCUUUUCUUUUGACAGUACCAGUUAUGAGGAGACAGUUGGGAUUUCUUUGUCUAAUCUUGAGAUUAAAGAAGGCUUAGAACAAUCAAAUGAGUCCACAUCUCUGCUAGCUGAACAUCGUAAGCGUCAUGGGUUGUAUUAUCUUCCUUCAGACAAGAGUGAAACUAUUUCAAAUGAUUAUCCUCCUGCCAAUGAUCCCAGGUCACAGGAUAUUGCCACUGAUGACACCAAUGAUUUGAUUAAAUUUGCAGAGCAGUCAUUUGCUCCGAGGAGAAAACCAAGUCAUACCAAGCCUCGGCCUGUGGUGGUUAAAUUGGAUGAUGGGGAUGAGAUGCCUAUUGUAACCAAGAAGCCAGACCCAAAAGAUGACUCAUUGUCAGAUGCUGUGCGGGAUGUUCUUUUAGGUAGUGAAACCAUAAUAGGCACUUCAUCACAAAGUAACCUUUCUGAUAAGCCAUCCAGCAAGAGAAAAGGAAAGGAAAAACAGAAUAGAGAUCUUCAUCUGGAAUUGAAAGAAAAUUUAGUUGAUGAUGGAAAUCCUAGUUCAAGGAGAAGCAAACACCAUAGCCAUGAAAAAGAGAGAAGACACAAAAGUCCUAGGAAGAAGAAUGCUGAGGAAAGACGAGAUAAUGGUCGGAAAGAGAAGCAGAAGAGCAGUCAUCUCCAUGGUAGGCACAGACAAAGGGCUGAUGAGCCCUCAAAUGUUUCUGCACAAAUAGCAGUGAUUCCUGAUUUCCUUUUAUAGUAAGAUUUUUUUAUUAUAUAGUCUGAGAGUGCUGGAGAGAAUUCAGUUGAUGAUUUCCCUGCAUUCCUUGAGUUCUAAGGUUAGUUGCUCUGUAGAUUUUAUACUCUCUGUUUUCAGCUGGGGUUUUUUUUUUUUUUUCAAACUUAAAAGUUUGGGAUUGAUUUUACAUGUUACAUGUUGUGAAAUUCAAUUUUGUGCAGUAAAAUUUUCAAUUUGAU